AUGGUGCUAUCAUUAAUAAAAGUUACCAAUGUUAAAGAUGUUGACGCUGAUGCUACUAAGGAUGCGAAUGCUAACGUCAAAUAUGAAGAUGCUGAUACUACAGAUGUUGUAGCUAAUACUAAAGAUGUCGACGCUAAUGCUGAAGAUUUUGGUGUUAAUACUACGGAUAUUUUAGCUAAUGCUAAAGAUUCCAUUGCCAAUGCUACAGAUUUCGUACCUAAUUCUAAAGAUUUUGUUGCUAAUGCUGAAGAUUUCAAUGAUAGCUACAGAUUUUGUAUAGUUCAUGCUAUAAAUGUCACUGCUUAUGCUACAGAUGUUGCAGCUAUUGCUAAAGUUAAUGAUGAUAAUACUACGAAUUUUGUAGCUAAUGCUAAAGAUUUUGUAGCUAGUGCUAAAGAUGUCAAUGCUAAUCCUACAGAUGUUAUAGCUAAUGCUAAAAAUUGCGAUUCUGAUGCUGAAGAUGUUACUGAUAAUGCUACGGAUUUUGUAGCUAAUUCUGAAAAUGUUGCUGAUAAUGUUAUGAAUUUUGUAACUAAUACUAAAGGUGUCACUGUUAAUGCUACAGAUGUUGUAGCUAUUGCCAAAGAAAUUGCUGAUAAUGCUAAAAAUGUUACUGUUAAUGCAAAACACAUUGCUGCAAAUACUAAUGAUUUUGCUGCUACUGCAUUUGAUUUUGCUGCUGCAAUUGAUUUUGAUGCUACUGUACCAAUAACAUCAUCAGCAAGAACAUUAAUAGCAUUUGUACAAAUAUUAUUAGCAUUAGCUAUUGCUAAUAAUGAAACGAAAUCAAAAUUUAUAACUGAUAACAAUAAUGAUACUGCUACUGAUAAUAGUAGUGAUAAUGCUACUAAUAAUACUAGUGAUAAUGAUACUGAUAAUAGUAGUGAUAAUGCUAUUAAUAAUAUUAGUGAUAAUGAUACUGAUAAUGUUACUGAUAAUGCUACUGAUAAUGCUACUGAUAAUGCUACUGAUACUGCUACUGAUAAUAGUAGUGAUAAUGCUACUAAUAAUAUUAGUGAUAAUGAUACUGAUAAUACUAGUGAUAAUGCUACUGAUAAUGCUACUGAUAAUGCUACUGAUAAUGCUACUGAUAAUGCUACUGAUACUGCUACUGAUAAUAGUAGUGAUAAUGCUACUAAUAAUAUUAGUGAUAAUGAUACUGAUAAUGCUACUGAUAAUGCUACUGAUAAUGCUACUGAUAAUGCUACUGAUAAUGCUACUGAUAAUGCUACUGAUAAUGCUACUGAUAAUGGUACUGAUAAUGCUACUGAUAAUGCUACUGUUAAUGAUACUGAUAAUGCUACUGAUCAUGCUACUGAUAAUAGUCGUGAUAAUGCUACUAAUAAUAUUAGUGAUAAUGAUACUGAUAAUACUAGUGAUAAUGCUACUGAUAAUGCUACUGAUAAUGCUACUGAUACUGCUACUGAUACUGCCACUGAUAAUAGUAGUGAUAAUGCUACUAAUAAUAUUAGUGAUAAUGUUACUGAUAAUGCUACUGAUAAUGCUACUGAUAAUGCUACUGAUAAUGCUACUGAUAAUGCUACUGAUACUGCUACUGAUAAUGCUACUGAUAAUGCUACUGAUAAUUCUACUGUUAAUGAUACUGAUAAUGCUACUGAUCAUGCUACUGAUAAUCCUACUGAUAAUGCUACUGAUAAUGCUACUAAUAAUGCUACUGUUGAAACUGAUAAUACUAAGUAUAACGCUAAUGAUAUCACUCAAUUCUUAUGA
This is a messenger RNA of Leptopilina boulardi, 1731 nucleotides long. RefSeq names its product serine-aspartate repeat-containing protein F-like. Bases 1 to 1731 code for a protein of 576 amino acids. The transcript has 4 exons. The record is from RefSeq and is a predicted model, not a curated record. Gene Ontology annotation, molecular function: actin filament binding. Gene Ontology annotation, biological process: cell adhesion. NCBI's taxonomy places the organism in Eukaryota, Metazoa, Arthropoda, Insecta, Hymenoptera, Figitidae.